Molecule: messenger RNA, 3982 nt
Organism: Cadophora gregata
Lineage: Eukaryota; Fungi; Ascomycota; Leotiomycetes; Helotiales; Ploettnerulaceae
Exons: 5
Coding region: 791-3982 (1063 amino acids)
Biological process (GO): DNA-templated transcription; regulation of transcription by RNA polymerase II
Cellular component (GO): chromatin
Molecular function (GO): zinc ion binding; DNA-binding transcription factor activity, RNA polymerase II-specific; RNA polymerase II cis-regulatory region sequence-specific DNA binding
Source: RefSeq, a predicted model, not a curated record
UCCAUCCAUACCUUACCUACCUUUCGUUACCAUACCGAGCAUACCUUACCUACAGGAGAGGAGAGGAGCACUGCACAAUGCACAUCCCUGACAGGCAUGCACACCACAUCACUUAUCCCUACGCCUCUGCUCUAGCUGGCCGGCUGGCCUGGCUGGCGUGCUUGGGGCCCCAUAAGUAUCUCGAGAUCCCGCGUCCGUCGCGGAACUACUGGCAUUGAUAGAACAAACCCCCACUGUCAGUGUCAACCUCACUGCAUCACUGCACCUGGCUGCCAUUUACUCACCUCACCUCACCUCACCUCACCUCACCUCACCUUACCUCACUUCACUUCACUUCAUGUCACUCGGCCUUCCACCGCAGCAGUAAACUUCCAGGACGUCAAACCUUACCUGACGCUCCACCUCAUCUUUCUCCACAACCAUAACCCUCCCCUCCUGGAUUCUCCACGAUUCGCAAUUAGCUUCCGCGUGCAACGUGCGCCGCCCCUCGAUACGGCAUCACCGUGCUGCCAACGCGAGAACCACCGUCUGCCCAUUCAUCUUUUAUUGCGCUGAGCAGGUUGUUCGGCAUGACUGAUUACCGAUUCAUUCGUACUGCCGAUUAGAAGUCGCUCGUUGUUCCGCUUCGUAUUUCUACGCAAGUGUCCGUCCAACCUAAGUAGAUAUCACUUCUUGUGAGCAGAAUAGUAUGUGAUCUGCGCGUCCGCCAGUGCGCCGCAGAAAGGUCGAUGUGAACUUCAAGCCAGAAUUAGAUACACUUCCACAGGCAACCUCCGACUGGCUUGGGAAUAUGACUUCAGUAUUGGCAGCUCAACCUCUCUCGUUUCCGACGAACAACGUCAUGACUCAAAUGGACGACCCCGGAAGGGCUCAGGCGCGUAAUCCUUCCCAGCACGAGAAGGCCAAGACUGCAGGUGAAGACAAAGUCCGUGGUCGGGGAAGAAGUCGUCAGGACAAGGACAAAGAAGGUAGCGCAGACGGGUCACCAGGGGAAGUUGCAGAUGGGCACUCGUCUGGAACCGAUGGCCCCUCACGGAAACGCCGGAGGAGCCGUAAAGGCCUUGAUAAGAAAUUCGAAUGUCCCCAAGAAGGCUGUGGGAAGAGUUAUUCAAGAGCCGAGCAUCUGUAUCGCCAUCAACUGAAUCAUACGCCCAAACAGAUAUAUAAUUGUGAUUUCCCUGAUUGCCUCCGUACAUUUGUUCGCCAGGACUUAUGCAACCGCCACAAAGACAGACACACUGCUAAGGGAUCCCAAUUGCAUCGAAAAGACUCUAUGCUUGGGCACGCCCAUGCUUCUUCACCAGGGACAGAAUCGGGCAGACCGGUGUCUAAUCACGGUUCUAAUUCUCCUGAGAUCAUGAGACCAAACCUCUCAGGAAUCAAGUCACGGGCCACCCAGAUCCAGUACCAGUCACCACAGGAACAAAAUCCUAGCUCUUAUUCACCAGCUACCAACCCCUCUUCUGGGACUUACUCUGGCGCUGCUUCCUCUAACGGAGCCGACAACUUUCAAGGGGGGGGGGUUAAGAGAUCAAAUAGCGACAGCCUCCCUCGGAACGAGACUCCAAACAUGACUCCAGGAGGGAGAACUCAACGCCAUGCAAGCUUUGGAAUUUCUGAUUCAAAGUCUGUUGAUUUCUCGAGACCACAUCUGCAAAGCAGUGUAGGCCCGUAUGGACUGUUGUCUUCUGCUCCAGGCAACUCAAAUUUUCGGCAUAGUCAAUCAAGUCCACAGCCGUACGUGAGCCAACAAAAUUUCACGCCCUUUACAUUACCUCCUCCAGGGUUCUCUACUGCGCCAACCGCUAUUUCGUCAACACGCGAGUCAGACCCAUCCUACCCGACUUCAAUGUCAACAGAUUAUCCAAGCGAAACUACUCAUCACUCCCAGUCUGGUCCGGAUAUGAUGCUGCUAGAUCAAAUGGCAGUGCCUAAUACAAUGCCUGUAUUCGGUGGUGAGGGCUACAAUCGAUCACCGUUUGCGAUUCCCGAAGAUUUUGUUGCAUACCUGUUCAGCGGUCAGCAAAUGGAGAACUCUUCACCAAUGGGUCAGAUGGGACAGCAGGGUUACGCGAACUAUCCCGACUCUCAAAAUCAGUACUUCGCACAAUUCUAUCCUAAUGACAUCAAUCUUGGUGGCUUUUUCCCGACUAAUCAGCAAUCUCAUCAUCCUAUGGCCGUGACUAGCUUGCUCGACACUACUCUGCCAGAGACUAUCCUAUCGGAAGAGAAGAGCCAGCAAAUAGUGGACCUGAUCAAGGAACGCUUCAACGAAACCGAUCACGCGCCAGUUGCAAGGCAGAAGGAAGCACUGUUGGAAGGUGACCGCAGCGAUGACAAUCAUCUCCUAAGCCGUAAAAUGAUGCAAACCUACAUCGGUAGCUAUUGGUAUCACUUCAGUGAGCAAGUACCUAUUUUGCACAAGCCUACCUUCUCUCCGGACAAGACUCCAAAUCUUCUCUUGAUAGCUAUGAUGGCCAUCGGAGCAUCCUGUCUCGAUAAGGUUCAUGGCUACGACGUGACCCAAGCAGGCGCUGAGCUUUCCAACUUCUUAGCCUGGCAUUUGAGGUGGGAAAUUUUUAGCGAUUAUCACUUCCGACCUCCGGCGAAGCUGUGGGUUUUCCAAGCCCUUCUACUUUUGGAGCUGUAUGAGAAGAUGUAUUCGACCAGAGCGUUGCACGAAAGAGCCCAUAUUCAUCAUGCUACCACCAUAACGCUGAUGCGCCGUGGCAGCUCUCUCAUUGGAAGGUCGGCUUUGGACUCGCCUCCUAGCAUUCGGGAUGACAAGCAGGGACAGAACGGGUCUCGGCAGUCCUCCACUUCCGGGGCGAAUACACCUGAUGAAUGGUGGAACCAUUGGAUCACGAACGAGGCAACGCGACGAGCUGCAUUUGCCGCGUUCGUCAUUGACUCGACUCACGCUACCAUGUUUGGUCACUCAACAGUCAUGGUUGCUCAUGAAAUGCGGCUUCCGCUCCCAUGCGACGAAGCAUUAUGGUCUGCUACAAACAGUGCAGAAGUCGGCAGAAUCGAAGCUAGUCUCCAGGCCAAUGGUGUCAAGCCAAUCUCGUUUUUGGAAGGUCUCAAAAGAACUCUCAAUGCCCAGGAAGUUCGUACAAACUCGUUUGGCAGGACCAUUCUUAUGGCUGGUCUCCUCAGCGUUAGCUGGCACAUGAACCAGCGUGAUCUCCAAGUAAAUUCCCUCGGCGUUUCACAAGCCCUUGGUGGGAGAGACAAAUGGAGAGGCUCGCUUACCAGAGCUUUUGACUUAUGGAUGGCAGAUUUCGACAGGUCUUUGGGCCGAAAUUCCGAUACGAUUCCUGGCCCGUACAUAUAUACUGAUAAGAAGGAGGACAAUGUGGUAUUCCAGGGAAGAACCGUACUCCACCACUUAGCCCAUAUGGCUAUGCACGUUGAUAUUGUCGAUUGCCAGAUUUUUGCCAGAGCCAAGCGCUUACUGGGCCGUACCAUCGGCUCUCAGGAUCUGAACAGCGCUCAGCGUCGCAUGAAAGAUACGUGGGCUCCUACAGCCAAAGCGCGAGAUGCCACCUGGUACGCUCUACGAUUUCUGUGCACGGUUCUCCUACCAGAAGAAUCUGCUUCAUCCACCGUCCGCGGUGGCUACAAGGAUCCGCCAUUUGACUAUUCCGCUCGCGAUGAUGUGCUGCUCAAUAGACCGUGGGUCAUGUAUUUCGCCGCUCUGAUUGUUUGGUCCUACGGCUUUGCAUUAGAAGGCCCCUCGACAGCGCCUAUUCCAGCCGCAUACGACUUCGAGGGUCAGGUCAGUGACAUGCGAGCAUACCUCCGGAAACUCAGUAGUGUCCCAUCACCAGAGGAGCUCAAAUCUCUGCGAGGUUUCAACGGCUGCAGUGGCAUGUUGAUGGUCCUCCGCACGGUAUUCGAGAAGACGAGAUGGGAGCUUCUUCACGAAGCAGCACUCCUCCUUAACAACUGCAUCUCCCUCAUUGGGGGACAGUCUUGA